This is a messenger RNA of Candidula unifasciata, 543 nucleotides long. Lineage: Eukaryota; Metazoa; Mollusca; Gastropoda; Stylommatophora; Geomitridae. The record is from the annotation of a GenBank genome assembly.
AUGGCUGGAGUCUUCGACUUAGAACUCACGGAGGAUGGUGGACGGACAGAGGAGUUGUCGGAUGAAGAAUACUUUGAGGCCGACGAGACUGGACGACAACAGGAGUAUGGCGGAGAUGGAUUACCCAAUGAGGAGAUUAUGGAAACCCUGGAACUCUCUGCCCAGACAGUCAACCCAGCCAAUGUCCGUAAAAUUGGCAGGGAGAGUUUUGAGAUCGUCAGCCUCUUAGGGAAGGGUGGCUAUGGCAAGGUAUUGCUGGCCGAGAUGUUGGAUGAGAAUAGGAAGAAGUAUGAGCCUCCAAGAUUGUAUGCCAUGAAAGUCUUGAAGAAGGCAACCAUUGCCAGAAAUCAGAAAGAUACUGCACACACUAGAGCUGAGCGUAAUAUUCUUGAGGCUGUUAAGCAUCCAUUCAUUGUGGAUCUGCACUAUGCCUUCCAAACGGACGGCAAGUUGUAUCUGAUCUUGGAGUAUCUGCCAGGAGGAGAACUCUUCACACAUUUGGAGCGAGAAGGAAUCUUCAUGGAGGAUAUGGCCAGGUACUUU